Paramecium octaurelia is the source of this 4344-nucleotide messenger RNA. NCBI's taxonomy places the organism in Eukaryota, Ciliophora, Oligohymenophorea, Peniculida, Parameciidae. The record is from the annotation of a GenBank genome assembly.
AUGGAUACUUCGAUAAAUAAUUAGAGAUCUUCGUUAAUUGUUAAAUUGAAAGAUGUACUCGUCAAAUUCAAAUCAAUUUAAACUUAUUUUGUUCAAAUCAGGAUUACUUUGAUGCCCUUAAUUUGUUAAAAAUAGAGUAUCAAAUCAAAAUUUUCAAAUAAUCUAAUAUUUUGAUCAAUGAUUUGUUUUCACAAAAUAGUUUUGUAUAAGUAUUUUAUAUUUUAACUUAGUUUGAAACUGAUGAGUUCUACAAGUAAGCAAAUGAACAAGUCAUAAAAACUAUUAUUAUUAAAAUUACCAGCUAGGUCCAUCAAACUUGCACAAUAAAUAAUACAAAACAAAUUCGUUAAAUUUUCAGUUAGAAUAUAUUCUCAGCUUUGUAAUAUUAAUAUUUUAUGUAGAAAUGUGGAACUUGAAAUUAAUGGUAAUAGUAUUACUACAUUUAAAUAUGACAAAGUAAUUUCUUUUGUCGAUUUUUCAAGAGUUAAACUUAGGGGAAUUAUUUUCACUCCUUUUGAUAUAGAUAAUACCAAAUCCAUAAUCCUUUAAAGCUCUUUUAAUUAAAAAAUAGAAUUUAUUGAUUUAAUAUAUACAACAGAAGUAUCGAAUCAAAAACAAUAAAUUUUUUUAAGAAACACUAAUUCAGUUUUAAUUGAGAAUCUUAAAUUACAAAAUGUUGAUAUCAAAGAUGUAGAAGCCUUUAUUACAAUCGAUUAAAUCCCCCAAACUUAGUAUGUCAAAAUAUCCAAGUUUGAAAUUUAAUCAAAUAAGUUCCAGAAUUUGCAUUUAUUCCUUCUGAUUGUAAAACAGGACGAUAUUGUAGAGAUUUCGAAUGUUACAAUAAAUUCUCGAUUCUCGAAAUCAUCAUUUUUAAAAAUAGUAGGUGGAAAUAUCACUUUAAAAAACAUUGAAAUAAAAGACAGUUUAUUAGCUGAUAUCCAAGGUCAUUUUUAUCUAGGAACAAUACCUUUUGUUGAAAUUAAUCAACUUAAAUUGUAAAAUUGCAUAUUAACUAAUUCAACACUUAUAUUAUUGAAUAGAUAUUCUAUAUUAAUCAAUAUUGACUUUAGUAAUAAUCAAUUCUUAUAAAAUUCCAUUGGCAUUUCUAAUCAAAAUAAUCAGGUUGAAAAUUAUACAUUUUUAAAUCUUGCAUUUUAAUUAAGUAAGUAUGACGAAACCUCUAGUUUGAUAACAAUAAAAUAAAGCUUUAAUACAAAUUAAGAAAUGGUUAUUAAAUAGUUACACAUGAUUGCCAAUGUUAUGAUUUCAAAAACAAGUAUGAAGGUUUUAGAGAAUUAAUUAACAUCUCUAAUAUACCUAUAAAUAUAAAAUUUAAGCAUAUCUAAUUUAUUAAUAGAAAGAGCCUACGGAAUAAGAGACAUAACGUUUGUUGAGAUAAAAACCUUAUAUCUAAACAAAAUAAAGAUUCAAUAACAUGAAAAAUAUUAAUUUAAAGGACUUCAUUAGUUUGAAGAUUGUUUUAAAAAAUCAAUUUUAAGUGAUUAUUAUAUAACAUCGCUUUAUCUAUAUGAUGUUUCAUCAAUAAUCAUUUAUAGCUUAAAUAUUACAAUGUCUCAAUCCAUCAAUUACCCAAUAAUAAAUAUACAGAACUCUUUAGCUUUAUCCUUAUAUAAAAAAUCUUUAUUUUUGAAGUAAUCAAGCUUUAAUAAUAAUUUGCUCAUACUAAGCGAUAAAACAAAAUAGACUUCCUUAUUUCAAAUGGGUUCAGAAUAGGAAUAUCAAAUAACUAUUAUAAACUCAACUUCUAAAUAAAACUUAAUGCAUCAAUAUGAAUAGAACGAUCAUUUAUUUUCAGGGUUGCUAUUCAAUUUUGACUGUCCUUUUUGUACCAUAAAUUUAACACAUUUCAAAGUUGAGGACAAUCUUGUUACCAAUACGACAGAUUUUGUAAUUCUCAUUAAAGCAUAAAAUAUAUCAUUUCAUAAAUCAUACUUCUUCCGAAACUCAAUAUUUGAUUACAGGCUCUUGUAACCAUACUUAUUGUGGGGAUUUAACCAAAAUGAAGAUAUUUUUAAUGAAUAAAUAAAGGAAAUUUUUCAAAUAAAAGUUCUUGCUGGAAAUGUUAAAUUUAUUGGAAGAUAUAUAUAAAUAAUAGAUUUAGAAAUCUCUAAUUCAUCAGGAUCGGCUUUUUAUAUCAAAACAGUAAAUGAUGGGUAUUUAUUUAUAAAAAAUACGAUAUUCACCCAUAUUACAACCAACUACAUUGAUUCUGCAGAAAAUGGUGGAGCAAUGUACAUAGAUACAUCAUUUGCUUUGAGAUCAGAUGUAUUAUUUUAAAACAUCACAGUAUUUAAUGUUCAUUGCAGAAACUAUGGUGGUUUUCUCUAUCUUGUAAACGGGUUGAAUUACGUGGAAAUCAGACUGAUAAAUAUCAAUAUAACAGAUGUUUACGCCUUUAAAGGUUCGAUAAUCUAUAGCGAAUUUUCGUAAAACGCGAGCUCAAAUUAAGAAUUAAAGAUUUCAGAGAUGAUAGUAAUAAAUAAUCUUCAAAACCAACUCUUAUUUCUGCAAAAAUAUAGCUAGCUUGAUGCAUCCUCAAUGUAUUUAUUGACCUUUCAAAGAUCCUUAAUUUAGAUUUCAAAUGCUUAAAGAUUUACUUUGGAAUAUGUUCAAAUAGCUAACCUAUAUUAUGAGUCACUAGGCUUCUUUAACAAUAUUUAAACCACUCUUAUAAAAUAGGUUUAACUAACUUAAUCUUAACUAUUGAAUUCUUUGUUAAUGAUUAAUGCAACUCCAAGCAAGUCUAAUAUAUUUAUCCACUCAUUAAAAUUAUAUAAUAUAUCUCUUUUAGAUAAAAUAAAUUUAACACCCAAAUCAAAAUGUUCAAAUUUAGACUCUAAAAUAGCAUCUGUAUAGUUUUAAUGUUUAGCUGAAUUCUUUAUAAAAUAAUCUCCCAUUAAUUUAACUUCGUUUAAGGAUGAAUUUUCUUUGGAUUGCUUAAUCUAGCAAAUGAGAACAUUUGAUAGAAAAUACAAUGCUAGUUUAAUUAAUAUCAACUCUUAUCACACUAGCACAAGCAUUUCAUCAGCAUCAUUUAAAUAUCUCAGUUGCUCGAAUGGGCUAAUUCUUAUCAAUUUCAAUAAUUAAUUAGGAAUGCUUAGGUUGUAAAGAACCACAAUUGAAAAUAAUGCUUGUGGGAAAUCAAGUUGUGUAGUUAUUUAAAAACAAAGCUCUUCAUUACGUAGACUAGAGAGCAUAAGUAAUUUUAUAAUUAAGUAAGAGUAUAAUUUUUAAGUACAAGAUUAUAUAUGUAAAUAUAACAUAGGUUAUGAAGGUACAUGUCUUUCAAUUUCUAAUAUCAAGACUAUAAUUGUUUCCUCUUUAUUUUUGCAUAAUUUAGCUCUAAAUUCCGGUGGAUCUAUUAUUGUAAUUGGACAUGAACUUUUUAUUUUAGGCUACUCUGUAAUCUUGAAUAAUACAGCUAAUUAAGGAGGAGGGAUGGCAAUUGCAAAUUAGAUAGUUGGAAAUUUAGCAAGGUUUGGAUCCUUAUUAAAUGAGAAUAUAGCAAGAUAAUUUGGAAAUAAUUAUGUUCAAAUACCAUCUUCGUUAUCAAUAAAAACUGAUUUGAACGUCAUCUUGUUUAAAAGAACCAUUAUCGAUUAAAACGAUUUGUUGAUAGAAUAGGUUCAAUUUAAGCCCUAUUAAGUAUUUAAAAAUACUUAUUCUAAUGCAUUGUAUGUACCAAAUGGGCAGAUUAUUUCAAAGUAUGAAUAUUUUGAUUGGAUAAAAGGGGAAUAUUUUCCAUAUAAUUUGCAUUUGAGAAUUGUUGCUUUGGAUCAAGAAGGGGCAUAAUAAAAUAAUUUGAAUGAUACAUAUUGUGAGAUCAAUAGUAGAUUACUUAAAGACAAUGAAACUACUGAAUUUAGCACAAAUUAUACAAGUUUUAACAAUGUGAGUUUUAAUGGGACAGAUUAUAACUUAGACGAUAUCAUUUUCUAUUUAGAUGAUGAAUUAAAUAUGACUUUAUAAUUGCAGUUUCGUUGUAAUUCUGUUUUAAUACCUAUUUAUGGAGAAAAACUUGAUAUAGUAGGUUACCAUAGUAAUUAUUAUUUGAGAAUAAAUAUUAAGACGCUACCAUGCUAAAUGGGUGAGAUCAAGAGAGCUUCUGAUUUAACUUGUUCGCCAUGCGAUGCUCAAUAAGGUUAAUUUUCUGUGACUCUCCAUUCUCAGAAUUGUACAAUCAUAGAUGAUUCCACAACUAAAGAUGUAACAUCUGCGUAAAUGAAUCUCAAAUCUGGGUAUUGGAGACCUUAUUUCUAUACUGACUAAGUUAGUUAGUGUAGCAAUUUAANUUUUCUUUGGAUUGCUUAAUCUAGCAAAUGA